Molecule: messenger RNA, 1176 nt
Organism: Schistocerca americana (American grasshopper)
Lineage: Eukaryota; Metazoa; Arthropoda; Insecta; Orthoptera; Acrididae
Product: nuclear pore membrane glycoprotein 210-like
Exons: 3
Coding region: 1-1176 (391 amino acids)
Cellular component (GO): nuclear pore
Source: RefSeq, a predicted model, not a curated record
AUGGACUACAUCCAGACCAAAUACUGUAUAGUGCAACUGCUGCCUGUUGAAGGAGAAUUACUGACAGACUGCAUGGGUAAAGUCGUAGUGACAGCAGUAACGAAAGAGAGAGUACGAAGUACUGCAAUAGUAUUUGCAGAAGAAACAAAUUCAGGACAAGUACUGAGAUGUGAUGUUAUUGUUGACGUUAUUUCUUCACUGGCGAUUGUAACAACAACAAGAGAGCUGUUCCGAGAGGAAGCACCAGAAGCAUUUGAAGCCAGAGCAUACGAUGACCAGGGUAAUGAGUUCACAACAUUGGAAGGAGUUGAAUUUGAAUGGUCUGUUAUAAAUUGGAAUCAACAGCCGGGUAGUCAUGAAACAACCCAGAAUAAUGUGUUAAGAUUCAUUACUUUCAAAGACUCUCCAUAUGAGACGCCAAGCACUGUAAUGGCACUUGAUAACCGUGGUCUUCAGGGACAUAUUGUACUAAUGGAAGGACUGAAAACAGGUUCAGCAAAGAUAUCUGUACGUCUGCCACAGGAAGAGUAUAGCAAUAUACCACCUAUUCAAGUAGAACUUAUGAUUGUGGCUAAUUUAUUAAUAAUGCCUUCCGAUGCAUACAUACUUACUGGAGAUUCUGUGAAAUUCCACAUUUACCAGAUUCAGCAUGGUAAACUUGAAGAAAUAAUAAAUUCACAGCAGUAUUAUUUGGAGAUGGAGGAUCAUAGCAUCGCUUCAUUAGAUAAGAGGACAAAUAUUGUGACAGGAAAAAAACUAGGAAGGACUAAAGUGUUGCUACAUGACCGCAAUGUGAAUGAGAAAGAGACUGGUAUAAAGAUACCAAGUGCAAGUUUGACCGUAGCAAGUCCUGCUUACAUCAAGCUAGACAUUUUACCUCAUCACAACUGGGCAGUUAUAGUAGAGGAUUACUAUGAAAUUGUAGUUGAGGUGUAUGACAAAGAGAACCACAGACUGAGCAUUGGUGAUGGUGUAGAAGUGGCUACUUUGAUACCUGAAGCAUAUUUUGAAAUACAAACAAAAUCUAAUAAUGGAACAUAUGUUUAUGCUAUAACGAGCGCCCGUGGGAAACGAGACAGGUCGGAGAGCGAGCAGUGCGGGCGCAAGAUGCUGCGACUGAGGCAGCCCGCGUUUAGGUUUUUCUGCUCCAUGCUGCCAACGCGGCGCCCCAUUUGA